GGAAACUGGAUUGAUCAGCUAUGUGAAUAAACAUAGCUCUCCAUUUUAUGCAGGCAAGACAGACAGGAAAUGUGUGGAGAAGCAAGCUAAGCCUAAUUAAGACUGAAGCAAAGGUAAAGGGCAGCUGAGUUAAUCACACACAGCCACAUCAGACGCCUCUCAGUGGGAAGGCUGCACACUCCUCCAGCUCUGCCCCUUUCCCUCCUCCUCCUCCAGCAGAGCUCCUGAAGCUGCUUCUCAUGUACACAGAGAUCCUUUUCAGCAACAGAACUGGGAGCCAGUUGCAUCCACAUCAGUAGAAGAAAGAGCCUGCUGAAGAGGCAUGCCUGGGGGAGGCAGAAGUCGCAUGGCUGCAAUAUCCUUAUGCCUGGCCUGGGCACUGUCAGUGACUCUAGCCUCUGGCCCUCAGAUAGUAGAAAGUAGCAGAGGAAACAGAGCAGACUGGACUCAGGAAAAGUAUUUCCACCAUCCAACCAUUUUAAACGCAACUAUUAUUCAAGAAGUCGCAGCAAACACGGAUGUGAAUCAAAUGUGGCAGUAUGACCUGCUCCCAAUACUGAUUGAGAGAUAUCCAGAAUCACCAGGGAGCUGGGCUGUGCGUCAGCAUAUCAAGCAUCGUCUGCAAGGAUUACGGGCAGGCUGGGUGGUUGAAGAAGACACCUUUCAGAGCUACACUCCUUAUGGUUAUCGAACGUUUUCAAAUAUCAUCAGCACCCUCAACCCCUCUGCUAAACGCCAUUUGGUGCUUGCUUGCCAUUAUGAUUCCAAAUACUUUCCACCACAGUGGGACAGCCAAGUGUUCGUUGGAGCUACUGACUCAGCAGUGCCCUGUGCUAUGAUACUGGAACUGGCACAUUCCCUGGACAGACAACUUCAUUCUCUUGAGCAGGCUGUUUCAGAACAGACACUGGAUCUGUCCCUGAAGUUAAUUUUCUUUGAUGGAGAAGAAGCAUUCGUGCGGUGGAGCCCUUCUGAUUCUCUGUAUGGCUCUCGGCACUUGGCCCGGAAAAUGGCAUCUACACCACAUCCACCGGGUGCCAUAAACACAAGUCAGAUUCAGGGAAUUGAUCUUUUUGUGCUGCUGGAUUUAAUUGGUGCUCGAAACCCAACCUUUCCGGUUUACUUUCUGAACACUGCUCGCUGGUUUAGGAGACUUGAAGCAAUUGAGCAAAACCUUCAUGAUUUGGGUUUGUUGAAGAAACACCCUUCUGAAAGGAAAUAUUUCCGUGGUGCAUUACUGAGAGGACAGGUUGAAGAUGACCACAUUCCAUUUUUAAGAAGAGGGGUUCCAAUCCUUCACUUGAUACCAGAUCCUUUUCCUAAAGUGUGGCACACCAUGGCAGACAAUGAAGAAAAUCUCGACAAGCCGACCAUUGACAACCUCAACAAAAUUCUACAGGUCUUUGUGCUAGAGUAUCUCAACGUGGCUUGACAACAUUCUUGGUGUCACCAAAUGGCCUCUCGGUCUUAAAUACUACCCUAGACCAUAAAUUAGUUAUUCCCAAGAACAGGCGUCCAGUUUAUUUAGGAAUAAAAUAUUCUCCUUGCCCUAGAUGGCAAUUGGAACAGAGACUAUUCUUCAUAGUUCAGUACUGAUAUAGAAGGUUUUUAAUGAUUUCUUCCAAAGAAAUGUAUUGAUGAGAGAACCCAAAGUUCAUUAUGACAAUCAAGGUGAAAAGAACCCGACUUAACACCAAAUUCUGUUGCAGCAAAAGCAAGCGUUAAAUAAAAAUUGUCCCUCAUUUCUCAUUGUAA
Molecule: messenger RNA, 1755 nt
Organism: Gekko japonicus
Lineage: Eukaryota; Metazoa; Chordata; Lepidosauria; Squamata; Gekkonidae
Gene: QPCT
Product: glutaminyl-peptide cyclotransferase
Exons: 7
Coding region: 323-1432 (369 amino acids)
Molecular function (GO): zinc ion binding; glutaminyl-peptide cyclotransferase activity
Source: RefSeq, a predicted model, not a curated record